Molecule: messenger RNA, 10725 nt
Organism: Bombyx mori (domestic silkworm)
Lineage: Eukaryota; Metazoa; Arthropoda; Insecta; Lepidoptera; Bombycidae
Gene: Ric
Product: GTP-binding protein Rit2
Exons: 5
Coding region: 250-921 (223 amino acids)
Biological process (GO): Ras protein signal transduction
Cellular component (GO): plasma membrane
Molecular function (GO): GTP binding; GTPase activity; calmodulin binding
Source: RefSeq, a predicted model, not a curated record
UUGUAAAUUUGUCAAAGUCAAUUGCUCCCAAUUUUCAAUCAGCUGUCGGUUUUGUCGUGAUAAAUGACUAGUAACAAAAUUAAACAAAAUGCGUUGUGGUGAAUGAAAGUGUAUUUGUUCCGUGGGCUGCUGGUCGAAUAGCUAAGCUUCAGAGCGUUAGUUGUAUCGCGGGCUGCUCUAUGCGGUGUGCGAUGGCGUUGCGUGGGGAGUAGGGGCGGGCGCGGUUCGGAGGAGCAGGCAUGCGGCGGUAUGGCGGGCGAGGCUGCGGGCACGUCGCGAGGGUUGCGCGUAUACAAGAUCGUGGUACUGGGCGACGGCGGGGUCGGCAAGUCUGCGGUCACACUCCAGUUCGUCAGCCACAGUUUUUUGGACUACCAUGACCCAACCAUAGAGGACUCCUAUCAACAACAAGCAGUAAUUGAUGGAGAACCAGCACUGCUGGACAUUCUGGAUACAGCUGGUCAGGUGGAGUUCACUGCGAUGCGGGAGCAGUACAUGCGUUGCGGGGAAGGCUUUGUGCUGUGCUACUCGGUGACGGACCGGCGAUCGUUCCGCGCUGCCGCCGAGUACAGGAGGCUGCUGGCGCAGGCGCGUCCCUCCGAGAGGCUCCCACUCGUGCUGGUUGGAAACAAACUUGACCUAGCUCCGAGACUUAGACAGGUAACGACCGAGGAAGGCAAGGAGCUGGCCACACAGCUGGGGUGUCCGUUCUACGAGACUUCGGCGGCGCUAAGGCACUUCGUCGAUGACGCAUUCCACGCACUCGUCCGAGAGAUACGGCGCCUAGAGAGACAGAGACAGUCGUCAAUAAUGGGCGGGGUGUCGACCACGGGGGGUGGGCGGCGAAGGUGGCGCCGGCUCCGUAGCAUUUUCGCCCUUGUCUUCCGCAGGAAGCGUAGACACCAGCACUCCUCGCCGUGAGCGUGCGUCAUUCUCCAAACGGAUACCGUCGCAAGCCGCGACUCGCGACCUCCCGUGACAGGCGACGAAGCCUCAAUGAUUUACAUUUUUCAAGUUUCAGUUUUUCUAAUAAAUUAAAAUCGACGAGAUAGUCAUUGUGAUAUAUUUUCAGAAGUUGUACGGUUAUAAAAAAUAAUUUUUUUUUUGUUAAAUUGAGAUUGUAUUUACAGAGAAAAAAAAUCGCCUAGUGAAAUGUAUGAGCAAUAUUAAAAUUUGGUGCAUAUGUUAUUUAUUAGUCAACAGAAGUGUUCUUCAGAUUUAAUAUAUAAAUUUAAAAAAAAUAUUAUUAUUUGAGUCUACCGAAAAGUUUUUGAGCGCAUAUGAAAAAAAACGAGAGUCUAAAAAUUACGUACCGAGUAUAAAGGAUUCGUUAUUUUAUUUAUCGGUGUUGCCAUAAUCUGAAUGAUGAUUCGAGUGGCCAUUUAUGUGUUCUAUAAAAUUUUAUGCAUUUAUAAUUUUUAAAACAGGAAUAAAAUUGAUAAGACAGUGUCUUUAAUUUUACAGAUUAUACAAUAAGGGAAAGAGAGAAUUAAAAAAAAACGACUAUAUGACCACGAGUGUAUUAUGUGAUAAACAAGCGUAUGACAAAAAAAAACCUCACGCGUAAUUCUCGUUGAGAAGUAUUGAAUUGAAUUAACUUAGCUGUUAAUGUAGGUGCCUGACCUUCAACGAAUAUGCCACAACCCUCUACCUCUAAAUGAUUCCUAUAUAUAAAGUUAAAUCGUCGUUUAGAACCUUCCUGUAGAAUGUUUAUCGUAGUUAAACUUUAAGGCCUACGAAAUAAGACCCCUUUUUAAUUGACAAAAUUAAUUUACUAUACGACCAAUUUAAAGAAAAUUAUCCACAGAAUAAUAAUUGGUGGCAAUGUAAAAAAAUUAUUCAGUGAUUGAUUGUCUUUGGAAUUCUGAUGGAAUGUCAAAGGGAUUUUUGCGAAGAACAUGUAAACCGAAAUUUGCUAUAAAUACAAGACACGUAAAAAAUAAUGUAAUAGUAAAAAUAAUGAGGUAAAUUGAAUUCGCACGGAUCGAUACCGUCCUUCUACGUACUUCAAUCGCGAAGCAGUUUGUCAAAAUGUCGGCCGCUUCCAAAAAAUAAUUAAGUUUUUGAUCUCGACUCUAUGGCUUUUCAUAAAUUCAUAACAUUUGACAGCAAAUUAAGAAUGACAGAAUGAUGCGUUGAGCCUCAUUGGUCGAUUUCAAUUCGCGAUUGGUUACGUCACGGCUUAUGACAAAUGUUAUUGGCUUAAAAAAGUUAAUGUGUAGGUAUCGAAGUAAAAUUUAUUAUCUGUGGAUAGUUUUCUUUAUUCGAUGUUGCGGUGUAAUAAAAGCUACUUAGAUUCUACAUAGUGUUUCAUCCCGCUCGCACCCCGUAUUGCGAGAGUAGGAUAGAUGUCAGUAAGGGCCAAUUACCGUAUUUAGUGUUAGUACGAAAAGUGAUUGAGAUAAUUUUUGAACUUAAUAGUCAUGCCUUAGUAUCAGACUUAAUUUUAGAUUUUAAUUGAAGUUGUACUUAAAAAUAUUUUACGAGAGAGUUAUUUAUUAUGUUAUUCGUUAAUAUUAUUCGUGAAAUGCGGUAGGAAAAUGUGAUUUGAUAAAGGUUAUGUGUUUUUUUUUGUUUUUGUUUUGUUCUGUGAUUAAAUGUUUGAGUUUUAUCUAGGCGUUUACAUAAUGUUCAAGUUAUUUUAAUAGUUAUCAUUUAUCGACGGUCCAUACGUUUAAAAAGAAGAGUUUAAGUAUUUUUAUUUUUAAAAUUGAUUCACUCUAUAUAUAAAAUUGAAGAUGACAAUUCACGAUACUAUUUCCUUGACGAAAAGGGUGUUUAAAAAAACAACACUAAAUUAUGUGUUUAUAUUUAAACUUUAAAAUUUACAACAUAAUAUUUUUUUAGAUUGAAGCGAGCCGUAGACAUAAUUAAGAUUACUUUUAUGGUUUAAUCUCGUGUUUUUUUUAUUGUCAUUAUAUAAUUUCCGAUGUUUCCAAUAGUUCACAAUUUAUGUGGUCACAGACGAGCAAAGUGUUUGUUCAUAUCGACGGAAGGAAGCGAAAAUGUCGUAACUUGAAAAAGCCAACAUUAUACCAAAGCCAUAAAUCUAUGUAUUUAUAUUAAUAUAAUCAGAAAGGCUUUAGAUACCACACCAUACCAAUUUUCAAUUUCUACAAUAUAAAUAUACUAUCUAUAUACUCUAUAUAUUAUAUGACAUGAAUUUUUGAAAUAGUUUUAAUGCUCUGUGUGCUUAGUGCGAGUUUUUUAACGUUCUCGAUAGCGUAAAAGUUAACACCAAUUUGUAUGAAGUUGGAACAGCGCCCCUAGCGGCAAACGCAGGCAAAAGUUCCAACUCCAUACAAAUUUGAAUAAAAAACUCGCAAUAAGCACACUGGUGUAAAGUUGGCUUUUUCAGUUACAACUAUUUCACUUUCUUCCGUCAUUAUUAGUAACCGCGCAAUUAGUUUGCAUAAUACUCAAAUGUCGGUGAAUAUUUAUUUAUAAAUUUUCUUUGUACGAAUGGACCGUCGAUAUUCAUGCAUAAUACUAAAACAAAAAAUAAAAUGUAAUUGAACUUAAAAUAACGUACCUGAUUCUUGUUAGAUUCGCAAGCCACAGAUCGCUGUGGGAAUAUUGAUGAUCUUGAACUGUUUUUUUAUAUAUAAAUACGAUCUAAGCAAAAAAUAAAAAAAAUCGUAGGUCAAUGACGUCAUUAAUACGGUAGCCUUAACACAUUCGCUGCUAUGUGUCCUACCGUCAAUCAGUGCAUGGGUAAUUUUAUUCCAUUAUCAUAUUUAAAACGUUCCUUGCCCCGGUACUGCUAUGAGGGUUAUCGGGGAACUAAUCCAAUCCCUGUAGUCUAAAUUGACUUUUAGUUUUAUGAUCGAUUGUUUGUCGUCAAACAUCCAAGGCAAUUAUUGGUUGUCAUUGGCAGUCAAGUCAUGGAUAGUGAAGUCAAGGAUAGUCAAGUCAUGGAUAGUCAAGGUAGUCAUUGUUGAGAAGGAUUUGGUUUGGAUAAGUCGUCGGUGCCGCGUACCUUGUAACCCUUGUAAUAAUUGCACUUAACACAUUAUACAAUUCGUCUUCUCACAUUAGAACUGUAUAAUCUCAAAACUUACUAGACUUUACAGGAGAGUGUUUUAAUAUUUUUAAUAUUAAUCAUCUUUGCAACAUUCAUUUUGUAGUUUUUACCAAUUACAUUAUCUGUCUUUUAAAGUAAGAUAAAAUUAUGUAUUAAUUUUGUUAAUAGUAGUCAAAAUAUAGGUAAACUAAAAAAAAACAAAAAACUAAAAUUAAAAUACGCUUAAAACGCUCUUUUGACUGUAUUUAUGAGUAAAAUACUGGUGAUACCAAAUGAUUCUGCAUAUUAACUCAAUUUCGAAUAUUUUUGGAAAUUGUACACUUAAUGCGAAAAGACGAAAAUAAAAUAAAAUUUAUACUUCACACACGGGUUAAUGAACUCACGUCUCAUCCGUUGUUAAUUGGUUAUCGAGGCUCAGAUUUCAAAACGUCAUAACUACCACUCACAACCACCAUCGCCAACCGCCUUAAAGCCUAAAGUUGUGUGAGGACAUUACUUAAUACCUACUAACACAUAACGCAGUGAACGUGUUAAGAAUUAAAGUCCACAUGACCAAUGCUUGUUUUUUUGUUUUUCUUGUUCUUUCAUGUUGAGUUUAUUGAAAAUGAUAAAUACGUUUUUCACGUUACCAAUACGUUUAGAUUUAGAUGUAACAAUUAGUAUUGUACAAAAAACGAGGCCUCAGAAACAUUUUUAUGCUUAGUAAGGAUGUCUUCCGCAUCGUGGAAUCCAUAAGAGCAAUAAUAAAUUAUAUAUUGUAGUACGUAUGUAUGUAUGUAUACAUUGAAUAUUUUGGAGUGUUUUUAAUUUUUAUUUAAAUUCAGUUCCUUUUUACUUAAUUCAAAUAUGUAAACAGAUUUGAAUAAAUAUCGUGCGUUCAUAUUAAGCAACCCUAUUUCUAUAAGUUGCAGUGGUAAUUAUUUAUGGAUCCGAUCCUUACGUAAGGAACUGUAUUUAUUUAUUCACAAUUUCUUCGAAUUACGAAUUGAACGCGGCAGAAACCGCCGCGCCAGUCAUGUUUCAAUAUUAAAAGUGAAUGUAAUAUUGUCAAAAAUAACAUUGAAAAUUGGUACGUGCAGAUUGAAAAUGAAUGUUUUUGUGUAAAAAAAGGAACUGAAUUUAAUAUGUUGAAAUAACAAUAUUAAUAUUAUAUUUAAUCGUAUAGAGUUUAUUGUAGAUGUUUUAUCCGUAUAGAUUUAAAUGAACACGUCAUAUUGUCAUUUUACAACAAAAAAUGUUUCAUACAUUGUAAGGGGGUAAUUUAAUGGAAAGGUUUCAUAAAAAAAAAAAACAUGGCAGCUUUGCGAAUUGUCUCCUAUGGUUCAAUAUAAUGAAAUGAGAGUACAAUUAAAAUAAAAGGAUUAGUGAGAUGUACAUAUAUAGACCUCUACGUUCAUCUGUAAGACAGAAAACAGCAAUAAAUUUUUAUUGAAAAUUAUAAAAAAUAUAUUUAUAAUAAUAUAUAUAUUUAUUAGUGUCGUGAUUGUGUGUGUGUGUGUGUGUUAAAUAUCGGGUAUUUUACGUCAUUUCGUGUUAUGAAAUGUUACAUUAUGUCAUCUUUUAAAUAUAUACAGUCUACAUCGGUAGAUAGCGGCUUUUUGGUAGGCAGGGGCUUGGCUCUGCCUUUGGUAUUGCCAUCACCAUCAGGUGGACCGUGUGCUCGUCUCCCUACAAUCUUCUUCUUUGUCUCCAUCAUAUUCCACUAGGUGGGGUCGGCACAGCGAAUUUUCCUAUUCCAUUCUCUUCUAUCAGCCGUUAUCUCAACACUCAUUCCUUCUCUCUUAUAUCAAGUAAUUAUCAAAUUUUGAAGAUUUUCAGCCUUAUAGUAAAAAUAAAACACGGCUAAGUCAUACCAAAGAGUUUGCUUACGACGAGCCGUGUUCGAAUAUUUUUACUGGUGGUAGGAAUUCUUGUGAGUCCGCACGGGUAGGCACCACCACAUGAAGCAAUGAAUUUCGGUUUGAAGGGUGGGGCAGUCGUUGUACUAUACUGAGACCUUAGAACUCGUGUCAACAAUGUGCGUGGCGGCAUUUACGUUGUAGAUGUCAAUGAGCUCCGGUAACCACUUAACAUCAGGUGGCCCGUGAGCUCGUUCAUUAACAUAUGAAAUAAAAAAAUAAAAUAUAAAUUACAUUGACAUUGUUCUAUCUCUUUGAAUGAAAAAGUAAAAAUUGAUUCAGCUUUAGUGGAGAUUUGUGGAAAAAUUUAUAGGCGUACAACAAUCGUGUUUCUGAUUUAUAGACAAGCUGAAUAGACUGCUACGUCGUAGCACACAGAAUAUCCACAAACAACAUCAGAUCACUACUCUUGAGGCAUCUAUUCUAUUUAAUAAGUGUUCGUUAGAUCUCUAAUAUAUUUCUAGAAGGGAACCCCCCGAUGAACAAUAGUAUCUCGAAAGAGAACACGCUGUAUGUAAUGCUUCAUUUCAUAACACGGUAUCCGGUAACGUUUUGACUAAAUGUAUGGAGUUUACAAUUGUAUAUUAGGUCGAUACGCACAAAUUUAUAGUGUAGUGGUUUUUGAACGUGAGAAUUGUUCGUAUUUUUUCUGGAAUUGUGAUUUGUCGAUGAAGAUUGAAAAAAAGAUGACAUUGUUAUUUAGACGAACUUAGGUUAUUUGAUAAUCGGUUUGAUAAUAAUUCGCCAUUCAUACACUCGAACUCUUCACAUUUAACUAACGAUAUAAGAUAUAUACGAUACCGCACUAAUGUAUCCAUCCUCAAAGAGCUCCAAAUCAAACAAAGGCUUUCGUCGAUUGUGCAAUUGCGAAUCCUUAAUACGUUUGGACAUAUCAUUCGUAAUGAAAGCUCAUUGGAACGUUUAGUGGUUCAAGGAAGAGUAGACGGUCAACGCUCCGCGGCCAAUCAUCCACAAUGUGGACAGACUUGGUUAAGUUAUCUACGAAGUGUUCCCUUACUGUACACGUACCGUCACAAAUAGAGAGAGAUGGAGAAGUCUCUCAAAAGCCAAAACCCAGCAAUAAGACAUACGUAACCACGACCACUCCGCCACGAGUGUACGACUGAGAAGAAUAAGCUAUAUCAUUUGACGAUUCAGAAAUUCUUGUAAAGUUAGUAAAAUGGUUGAAGUUUUGACACAUUGAAUGAGAAGAAUAAGCUAUAUCAUUUGACGAUUCAGAAAUUCUUGUAAAGUUAGUAAAAUGUUUGAAGUUUUGACACAUUGAAUGAGAAGAAUAAGCUAUAUCAUUUGACGAUUCAGAAAUUCUUGUAAAGUUAGUAAAAUGGUUGAAGUUUUGACACAUUGAAUGAGAAGAAUAAGCUAUAUCAUUUGACGAUUCAGAAAUUCUUGUAAAGUUAAUAAAAUGGUUGAAGUUUUGACACAUUGAAUGAGAAGAAUAAGCUAUAUCAUUUGACGAUUCAGAAAUUCUUGUAAAGUUAGUAAAAUGUUUGAAGUUUUGACACAUUGAAUGAGAAGAAUAAGCUAUAUCAUUUGACGAUUCAGAAAUUCUUGUAAAGUUAGUAAAAUGGUUGAAGUUUUGACACAUUGAAUGAGAAGAAUAAGCUAUAUCAUUUGACGAUUCAGAAAUUCUUGUAAAGUUAGUAAAAUGGUUGAAGUUUUGACACAUUGAAUGAGAAGAAUAAGUUAUAUCAUUUGACGAUUCAGAAAUUCUUGUAAAGUUAGUAAAAUGGUUGAAGUUUUGACACAUUGAAUGAGAAGAAUAAGCUAUAUCAUUUGACGAUUCAGAAAGUCUUGUAAUAAAGUUAAUAAAAUGGUUGAAGUUUUGACACAUUUGAAUUGGAGGAAACUUAAACUACGCACUGUGUUGAAUAAUUAAUGUAGCCACAAUAAACUAGACGCUAUAUUGUAUGGGGUUAGAGAGAGAAAGAGAGAGAGAGAAUACACUUUAUUGCACACCAACACAAUUUACAUAAAAAAAAAACAGUCAAAAAGCACAUACAUUUGUACAUAACUGACUGAAAACUGGACGUUACUGAUUGAAAACGAGACAAGGAUUCGACAAAUCACAUUACCAUGAAACUAAUUUGGCAGGUUGUUACAUAACUACAAGACAGUGUCAAAAUAGGGUACUUGUCGUUUUUCGAUGUAUUUGUAAACGAUUCGAGCUAAACUAUUUAAAAUUUAACGUCUAUCUAUAAUCUUAGUAGACUUCAGAUAUACUGAUUCAGGUUUCUGUACUUUACUGUAGCAAUUUAUAGUAAGCAAAUUAAUUAGAAAGUUUUGUUCUGCACUAUUAUCUACGUCAUAUAAAUAUCGACGCUUUAAAGGCAAACGUGACUAAGCGACAAUGCGUGAACUUUACAGUAGACUAAUUUAAAGUUGAAAUACCUGAUAAAAAAUUAUAUUUUAACGAAUCUAGCUGUAGGACUGAAAUGAUUUUAAUAGACCUAGAAAUCUUUUUUUUUGCUCAUCGAAUAUGGUAUUGUCCAUCAUUUAUGUAUAAAGCAGUUAUUGUCGCUUAGUCACGUUUGCCUUUCAAGCGUCGAUAUGAACUUACAAAACGAAGCAAUUAUAUAUUUACAUUUAUGAUAUUAUUGACAUUUUUGAGUAUUGCAAAUUGCUCUGUAUUUUUGAAGACGUAGUAGGUCUUGAAUCAGUGUAUCACGUGUGUUUCUAGCUUAAAAAUUACAAUAUUGUUUGAAUAAAUUGCAUAUAAAUUUAGAGUUCAAAUUGGAACUGUAGAUUCUAACUCUAGUCAUGACCUUCCCGUAGUCGUUAGAAUGAUGUUUCAUGUUAGCUUUCAAAUUCAUUUGUAAAUUGAAUUACAAAAUAUGUAUUUUUCGUAGUGUAUUUAGUAAUAAAAACGAUUUUAGAAUUGUAAUGGCAAAUAUAUAGUCGAUAGGUUUUUUUGGACAGAUAUAAUUUUAACUGCUCACCACUGAAAAGUACAUGGCGACAAGGCUCUUUAUAGACAUUAUUAAAUUAUAUAUAUUUUUUGCGUUACAACUAUUCAGAUAAUAAUAACUAUACAAUAUUUUAAGAUAGUUAUAUACAUAUUUUCCUUUUUUUUAAACAAAUUACAGCCCUAGAGGCCAGUAAUCUAGAUAGGCAUUGACUGAUCAAUCUUAGAGUCGCAGUCAAUAUCAACUUACUGAUUGGUGAAAAGUACAUUGCAACAAGGCUCUUUAUAGACAUUAUUAAAUUAUAUAUAUAUAUUUUGCGUGACAACUAUUCAGAUAAUAAUUACUAUACAAUAUUUUAAGAUACAUAGUUGUAUAUUUUCCUUUUUUUUAAACAAAUUACAGCCCUAGAGGCCAGUAAUCUAGAUAGUCAUAGACUGAUCGAUCUUAGAGUCGCAGUCAACAUCAACUUACUGAUUACCUUUUAUAUUCGUUGUCUAUGUACAAUUUUAGAUAACAUUUCUGGGAUCAUCCAAACGAAACCUAUGCAACCUUUUUCGCUCAAAUUGUAAAGGAAAAAGAAAUGACAAGAUGGCGGCUUGAUACGUUUAUAAAGAUCCUUGUCACACAUUGCAGUAGAGUAGGAAAAUUAUAGAAAUUAUAUUGAUAACAGCAAUCAAUGAAACCAAAAUGAUCUCUGUCGAAAUGUAUCUACACUAAAAGAUUUAAAUUUUUGAAAUUCGAUUUACAAAUGGAUUGUAUGUAUAUUGUGUUGUGUAGUGUUGUAGUGCGUGUUGGUAUUUCGGAACCAAACCUCGAUUAUUAGCGUUGGCAACAAUGUUCAGCUGGACUGGCCUAAUUCGUAACGUAUGUUGCCCCGUAGACUUUACGUAGGCUUAGAAUAUUAGUUAAUAACUCGUUAAUUUGUGAAAUCAAAAGUUUUAGUUUAGUAAUUAUGGAACCCAGUUUUGAAUAUUAUAUAAUUUUGUUGCCAUAUUAAUUGUGUUUGAAUAUUUUUUCCCAGUUUUCGUACAGUGAUAUGUUGAGAAUGACUCAGCUCUUAGAGAAAUCGCAUUGAUCGUUAUCCUUUACGAUUAUACCAAUACAAUUUGUUGGUUACGUGUAUGGUAUAUGUCAGGAUUAUUUGCGGUUAUUAAUAGUCAAUAAUUAGCAGUGUAAUGACUAUGUUACCAUAGGAACAAGUAUUGCCAACAAUUAAAAUUAUAUAUUAGAUCAAUACCAACAUGCGCCUUUAAGUAUAAUUAAAAUGAUGGCAAAAGUAGGAUCUUUGUGUACCAAAAAUGUCUCCGUCAGAAAGCUAUAAAGAUUGGCGCCACUGUACAAAGAGGGAAUUUCUUAUUUUUCUCUCAUUUGAUUGGGAAGCUGAAUAAACUAAAUUAAACAAAGAAAAUAGGAUAAUUGCUUACGUUAAUUUCGUCAUUAACUCUAGUCGUUAAUAUGUACAAUAUUUUAAUUAAGAAUAUUUCAGUUGCAUUAUAAUAGCUAUGUUCAUACUAAGCCCGAAUAAUAAAGUAAACUCAUUAAAAUUUUGUGAUAGACAUUUUUUGGGUUUGAUUCCUAUUUGAGAUUCAUAGCUGAAAGUUUUAUUGUUAUAAAUAGACAUAUUAUUAUGUAAAAUGUCUUUUUUUGUAUUAUUCCAAAUAUUAAAAUGAUUAUAUACUAAAAAUCAUUAAUUAUUGUUAAAAACCCAUUAUAAGUAAUUUAUAACUUUUUUUAUUUCAUAAAUAAUAUGGUUAUAAUAUAUGUUGUACAUUGUAUAAAUUAUUUAACAUCCUUUUUUAAUUAUUAAAUAUAUUUUACUUAGGUUUAUAAAAUGAUAUGACUGUUUUGUUAAAUUCUAUUAUAUUUCUAUUAUAUUCUA